AUGUUGCUAGGGAAACGUUCACGCCAUCCGAUCGAGAGGACGACAAGCAUGACAGGUAUCACCGUUGAUGUCUCCAACAUAAAGGAUGCCCAAGAACCAAUUAUAUCCGAUCCUCUCCCUCCUGGUCGUGACAUAUAUAUGUAUAGGGGGGAUACAGCGUUUUGUAGUCUAGAGUGCAGGGAACAGCUGACGAAGCAAUACGAAAGAAAAGAAAAAUUGAACGUUGUAGCUGAAAAGAAAGAAGACGGCCAUUCAUCUUCAAUCACCACCUCCUAGCAAAGCUUCUACUAAAACCGAGCCUGUGGCUGCUGCUUCAGCUUUGAAGUUGAUCAUCAGGAUUCAGGAGGUGUAAUCGAAAACCCAAACCCAUCGGCCAACAAAUAAAUUAAUAAAUAAAUAAUGCAACUCGACCGUCUUUCGUCAUCGUUUGUGCUCCUAGGCUCCAUUAUUAAAGCCCACUAAUGUUUCACAGUAUUAUAAAAGAUGAUGAUGAUGAAAAUAAUAUUAUGAAUCUGUAAUAUUGGGUUAAAAAAAUUAAAUAUAUUAAAAAACAAAAAUAUAGUGGGUGCAUAUAUAUGAGUGUGUG
Molecule: messenger RNA, 586 nt
Organism: Durio zibethinus
Lineage: Eukaryota; Viridiplantae; Streptophyta; Magnoliopsida; Malvales; Malvaceae
Source: RefSeq, a predicted model, not a curated record